UCCACCUGCCCGCAUCCCUAAGGUGCAGCCGCUCCGCGGCCCCGCCCGUUCUCCGCAUCCUCCGCUCCCUCCCCCCCCUUCCCAGGCUGCCUCACUCGGGUGACGUCAGCGCCUGGGACCCCGCAGCCGCCGCAACCUCCGCGCCUGCGGGAGCCGACGUCCUGCACCCCUAGAGCCGGCGCAGCCAUGGCUCCGGUGGUGUUGGCGCAGCUGCUGCUCCUGCUGCUGCUGCUGCUGCUGCCUCCAGCCGCCGCGCCCGCGCCGCUCGCCCGCGACCCCUUCUCCUCGCAGCUCGGGGACACGCAGAGCUGCCAGCUGCGGUGCCAGAAUCGCCACCCCAGACUGCAGCCCCCGCAGGGACAAAGUGAGAAUGAUAGCGUGUCAGAAACAUCGAUGAGAAAGAAACAUCGACCAGCUGCCUUCUGCGCACUUCCUGCUGGGGAUGUGCCCACAACCAAGGAGAAACUGGAGCAUAAGGACCCCUCCAAGUUCCAGAGUGAAUAUGGCAGGGCCGUCUCCAUCAGUGCUUGUGAGCGAGGCUGCCGCCUCUUCUCCAUCUGCCGGUUUGUGUCCAGGAGCUCCAAACCCAAUGCCACCCGCGCUGAGUGUGAAGCAGCCUGUGUGGAGGCCUACGUGAAGGAGAUGGAGCAGCAGGCCUGUAUGGAGGGCUGCUGGAGCCAAAACCCUGAGCUGGAGUCUGAGCUAGAGACCAUGCAGAAGAAAAAGGCCCUGGAAGCUCCGAGCAGGGUUCUUUCGCUCCUGGGCUUGUUUUCCACCCUCUGCAGUGACCUUAUCAGCUCAGCCCAGGGCUUCGUCUCCUCCACCUGGACGUACUACCUGCAGACUGACAAUGGGAAGGUGGUGGUGUUCCAGACCCAGCCCAUGGUAGAGAACCUAGUGCGUGAGAGGUCCCGUCUGCAGCGAUUGGAGGUGACCUGGAGAGGGUCCCGUCCCGAGGCCGUGGAGGUACACGUAGGGGCUGCUGUGGCCUCUAAGGGAAGGCCUAGCAGCCACUCGGGAACAACAUGUCUCUCAGACCCUUUAGGCCCCUUGGACAGGAUAAGGAAGCCCAAGAUCCGAGUCAGGCCCAGCAGCAAGGCGAAGAUGGAGUCUGAUGAGCUGCAGGGCAAAGACUUCCUCAGCUGCAUGUCCCGGCGCUCGGGGCUUCCUCGCUGGCUCCUGGCCUGUUGCCUCUUCCUCUCCGUGCUGGUGAUGCUGUGGCUCAGUUGUUCCCCUCUGGUGUCUGCUCCUGCCAAGCACUUCAAGUUCCAGCCCCUGCCCCUGGAGCAACACAGGGGCUACAUGGGAGGGCCAGACUGGCCUCCGUAUCCUGCCCGGUCGCGCGCCUAUGCGGACAGUCCCCCACCCUACAAGACCAAGCUGUAGGUCACCCUUGAACCACGUACAACCACGGGCAGGGCAAGCUCCCUCCUCACUGCCCUGUGCCCAGGGGUCCAGGCCAUGGUGGGACCCUCCUUGGGUUCCUGCACCCCAAACCCUCUCUCCCUGGUCCCAUCCCAUACCCCUCUGGAUCCUGGGAUUGCCAUGCUGCCACUUGUGGGGGGCGGGGGGUGGGAUCUGGCGUUUGUUCCUCUCUGGGCCCCCUUUCCCUGGCGCCUGGCCUGCUGCUUUCUGUUUUCUAUUGUGUAGCUUCAUGAGUAUUGAACCCAAGUUCUGUGUCGCCUUCCUCCUCUCUCCCCUGGAGAGGGUGCAUUUCUGAAGCCUCCGAGGAAGCAUUUGUCCUGUGCUAGGGCUCCUCCUCCUUUUCCCCGCCUCACCUCUGAGACCCAGCCCCGUGGAGGAGGCCCUCUCCGGGGAGCUGUGGACAGCUCCGUGCUGGGAGGGUGGGUGACUAAGGUUGGAGUUGCAGCAUGGGGGUCAGGAGGAAUAAACCGUGUACAUAAAA
Pipistrellus kuhlii (Kuhl's pipistrelle) is the source of this 1906-nucleotide messenger RNA. RefSeq names its product transmembrane protein 59 like (gene TMEM59L). The transcript is spliced from 9 exons. NCBI's taxonomy places the organism in Eukaryota, Metazoa, Chordata, Mammalia, Chiroptera, Vespertilionidae. The record is from RefSeq and is a predicted model, not a curated record. Bases 187 to 1386 code for a protein of 399 amino acids.